AUGACCCCAUUUGAGUGGGAUGCAGGAUGGAAAUGCUGCAAACCCCGCGUCUUAACCUUUGAGGAGUUCAUGGACAUCGAGCCAUGCACCCAGGGAAAGCACAGCACGACCGACAUACCACCGCAGAUCGAGAAGAAAGAAGCGGACCCGGAGCUCGUCAAGGAGGUCACCAAAGAAACCGCAGCCUCCCCCGGGCCCGCCCUCCCCCGUGCGCCCAUCAAUGCCCCCGCGCCCACACAGACGCCGCCUCCCCCGCCUCCUGAGUCAGAUGAUGACGACGCCUCCCUCGAGAUCCCCGAUGGUCGCACAUGUCGGAGGCGGGCAUGCGGUGGUGUCUACAAGAAGGGGGCGGAUCGGAAUGACACAGAGAACUGCGUGCACCACCCGGGUAUUCCCAUCUUCCAUGAGGGGAGCAAGGGAUAUACCUGUUGCAAGAGGAGGGUGCUCGAGUUUGACGAGUUCAUGAAGAUCGAGGGCUGCCAGACCAAACCCCGGCACUUGUUCAUCGGCAGCGGAAACAAAGAAAAGGGCAAAGACGCCGGCGCGGAGGAACUGCUCGAGACAGUACGGACGGACUUCUACCAGACGCCAAGCAGUGUAAUCGCGUCCUUCUUCCUGAAGAAGAUCGAUAAGAGCAUCGCCAAGGUCGUCUUCACGCAGUCUUCCAUUCAGCUCGACCUGCCCACCACCGACUCGCCCCCGAAGAGGUACAGGACCGAGGUGCCACUGUUCGGCGGCAUCGACCCAGAAAAGACCACGUACAAGAUCUUGGGCACUAAGCUCGAGGUGACGCUAGCCAAGGCGGAAGUCAGCUCUUGGCCUGUUCUAAGAGCCGAUGAUCGCCUCACGGGGGAGAUCCUCCAGGUGGGCCGAGCCGGAAAGGUGCAGUAG
Diaporthe citri is the source of this 891-nucleotide messenger RNA. RefSeq lists its product as uncharacterized. The coding region runs from base 1 to 891 and encodes 296 amino acids. NCBI's taxonomy places the organism in Eukaryota, Fungi, Ascomycota, Sordariomycetes, Diaporthales, Diaporthaceae. The record is from RefSeq and is a predicted model, not a curated record. The transcript is spliced from 3 exons.